Molecule: messenger RNA, 1935 nt
Organism: Lasiosphaeria miniovina
Lineage: Eukaryota; Fungi; Ascomycota; Sordariomycetes; Sordariales; Lasiosphaeriaceae
Exons: 3
Coding region: 195-1850 (551 amino acids)
Source: RefSeq, a predicted model, not a curated record
CUAUUAGUCACGAGCUGCAAGGUAUCAAAACAAGCAUCCAAAAGUUGCAAAUCGAUGUCUCUGAAUCCGAGCGCCGGGAUAUUCACACUUGGCUGGAGAGGACAAAUCCGUCACGGCUACACAAUGCCGCAAUCAGCAAACAUGAACCGUACACAUGCGCCUGGCUAGCACGGUCCGCCGAGUUGGAAUCGUGGAUGUCAUUAACAUGCCCCGACCGAAUGCUUUGGAUCCAUGGAAUCCCUGGCGCCGGCAAGACAGUUCUGGCAUCUUUUGCCAUCGAGCAAAUGAAGCUCUACUGUGAAGGCACUACGAACCAGAAGUACGCCUACUACUACUGCCAUUACUCGAACGGCCAAGACGAAUCCCUGCCGCUCCUGAGUUGGGUUGUUUCCCAGGUAUGUCGGCAGUUGAGCUGGGCGCCCUCCCAACUCAAGCAGCUCCACGAUCGAGGCUGUGAGCCCACCCUCUCUGAGCUGCAGUACGUCCUGGAGCUUGCUCUAGUGCGGCUUGAGAGCCUUUUCAUCGUUGUAGAUGCGGUCGAUGAGAGCACACCUCGGGACGAGCUGGUGCGUUUGCUUGCUACCAUGACCCUGGAUAGCCGGUUCCAAAAGGUCCGUUUUCUCGCUACGAGUCGGAAAUACUGGGAUAUUGAGCGCUUCUUUUCCGGCAUCUCGAUAUCCAUAUCGAUGAAGAACCGAUAUGUCGAUGCCGACAUUAAGCGCCACAUUCGUUCGAGGCUCAACUCCAGCUUCCGUCUCCAGCGGUGGCGGGACUCUUUCCAAGAAAUUGAAGAUGCGCUGGUAGUAAAGGCUAAUGGCAUGUUCCGCUGGGUCGAUUGUCAACUCCAUAGCAUCGAGAGGCUUGGUGAUAAGACGAAACUCCUCUCCGUGCUGCAAGACUUGCCCCCAGACCUGAGCGAGACCUAUGUCAGAAUAUUCGACGCUAUCCCAGACGCCGAUCGGCAAUUCGUUUCUCGUGUCCUCCUAUGGAUCUACGGUGACUCCAGAGCACCUUGGCCAGCCCGUCGAGCUAUCAACGCAAAACUGCUACUCGAGGCAGUCACCUUUGACUUGUACGGCAGUGUCCCAGCCGGCGGAAACGGCGUCUUCGACUGGGAUUACCUCCAAGACCUCUGCGGCUGCCUCGUCACCGUCAAAAGCCAAGGCCGCCUCACCGAUGCCGCCGCUUGCUCCAUCACACUUGCCCACUAUACCGUCUGGGAGUUCCUGACUUCCUCGUAUAUACUUUCGACUCGCGUUUCCCAGUUUGCAGUAUCGACACAGGCCGUCUACCGAGAUUUCGCCACAAGCGUGCUCCGUCAGGCUCUUUCGGCGGAUCCCGAAGGCGAAGGAACGGACUGGCGGCGCGACCGGGACGCAUAUUGCCUGGUGCUCGGAUGUGCACUGAAAUCGGACAGGUACCUCCAAACCCCCGAAGACCUAGAGCUGUACUUUCGCUUCUUGGACCCCUGCAACCCACAUUACCGCCGGUUUCGAGCCGUCCAGUCCCGAGCUCUUCACAGCCCUUCGGACCGGGCAUACCGAUUCUCAAUUUUGAAGAUUCCCACCGAGUUCCGGGCACCAGAGGGUGCUGAAGAGCGAAACCACAUGGCUGAGGUUUUGCUCAACGCUCGCCUGCUCAACGAUUGGAUGCCCGGGGAGCAUGCGGCGUACACGACUCAUCUACCACCGGUCGGUCGACUGCCGCAGCACGAGGUCGAAGAGCUUGGAAACCAGCGGGUAGCAGGUAUCUUCUUGGGCCCGGAUGAAAAGGCGCCUGAGCAAGAAUUUAGAUUUGAUGGAAAAGUUUGGGAUAUCAAAGCUCCUCGUCGAGGAAGUCGUCCAGCAUAAUUAGACUAGUACAAACGCUGCGACCGCGAGUCGUCGAACCCAGGGGUGGUAAUGAGAUAGGCCUUUUUGUCCAUAAAGAUCACCU